GGGAGGGAGGGACGCCUUCCUUCCUUGUUUCUUCUUCACACCCAGAGAACGACGUACGCGCGCCUCAUUCCAUUCUCUCUAAUCUAAUUUCAGAAAUGCCAAGAAGCACGGACCGCCGCGCAAUGCUCGGCUGCUUCCCCGCCGUCGUGGCCGGCCGGAGGCCCCCCAGGUCACCGCCGUCGGGGCUCCUUAACCUCACCUACGACGACGGCUCCACCUCCACCUCCGUCUCCGUCUCGCCGCCCUCCUCCGCCUCCACCUCCUCCCCGGCCUUCCUCGACGAGGUCGACCCCGACGACGCCGACGCGCAGGCCGACCUGUCCUCCGCCAUCGCGUCCCGCCGCCUCUCCCUCGCGCCCCCCGGCCGUUCCAACUCCAUCGUCGACUCCUCCUCCCCCGAGCACGCCGCCGCUCCCUGCCACGGCGGCACCACGUGCAGCGUGCCACCGUCGCAGGAGGCGGUGCGGAGCGUGACGCUGUCGACGGACGCUCCCCGCGCCGAGUUCCUCAAGUCCAUGCUGGAGAUGGCGGAGGCGCUGGGGCUGGACCCGCGCCGCGGCGCCGACCGCGCGCGCAUGCACGACCUCCUCUUGUGGUACAUCGCCAUCAACGACAGCGACACGCUCAGGGACAUCCUCGGCGCAUUCACCGAGCUCCUCUGCAUCCUCAACGGCAACACCACCGGCGACGGCGACGGCACUGCGCCACCAGCGACAGCAGACAGAGCGACGCAUAGGUAGAAAUAAUCAAAUGGCCGCACCAACAGAUAGAUGGGCCGGGCAUGGCACGCGCGCGAGAGGCGUACGUUAGGCAUGCAUGAAACGGGAGAGGAGAUGAUCAUGUAGAAGCUGCAAGGAUUAGAAAGGUGGUUCUCAUCAGGGUCAGUCGUCGUUAAGUGUA
Messenger RNA from Triticum aestivum (bread wheat), 900 nucleotides. RefSeq lists its product as uncharacterized. NCBI's taxonomy places the organism in Eukaryota, Viridiplantae, Streptophyta, Magnoliopsida, Poales, Poaceae. Gene Ontology annotation, biological process: negative regulation of DNA-templated transcription. The record is from RefSeq and is a predicted model, not a curated record. The coding region runs from base 96 to 740 and encodes 214 amino acids. The transcript has a single exon.